This is a messenger RNA of Paralichthys olivaceus (Japanese flounder), 501 nucleotides long. The record is from RefSeq and is a predicted model, not a curated record. NCBI's taxonomy places the organism in Eukaryota, Metazoa, Chordata, Actinopteri, Pleuronectiformes, Paralichthyidae.
UUUAAGGAGGAUGUCCAGUUUUCCCCUGACGAGGUGUACCGUGUGCGCCCUGUGAUUAUAUACUACUACCUAGAGGAUGACAGCAUGUGCAUCUAUGAGCCCAUAGUGGAGAACUCUGGGUUAUGGCAGGGGAAACGGUUGAAACGACAGCGUGUGCCCAAGAAUGAACGAGGAGAGCAUUACGAGWAUAAAGACCUUAACCUUGGCAUAGACCUGGUGGUGUAUGUGCGCAAGUACCACAUCACAAAUUGCGAUGAGUUUACAAUGAAAUUCAUGGAAAGUGAGGGCAUUAUUUUGAACGACCCUGAGCCGAUGCCAGUUGAUCCUUACAUCAACAAUCGCAAAAUGACUCUGCCUUGCUACACCACACCCUCAGAAUUUGACAAAAAACACCGGUUUCUCACUAUGGACGGGAAGGUAGAGUAAAUUCCUUCUGUAACCAUUAUAAACUCUGAUCCAGACAGCUAUCAACACAGAGGCAGAAAAUGAACCGGUUCUAGU